AUGGACCCUGGAGUUCAGGUUGAUAAAGUGUUAUAUGCUCUAGGAAGUUCGGGAAAAUAUCAAAGAAUCCAAUUAGCAUUAUGUUUUCUUUUUACUUUGGAAAACUCAUUUCAUCUUAUUGCAGCUGUUUAUAUUGGAUAUAGACCAUCAUACCAAUGUCAAGACAUCAAUACCACAGCAUAUUUACAGAGAUAUGACCAUAACAACAUUUCGGAUAUAAACGUCCAGUAUGAUAAAUGUAAUAUCAAUAUUUUUGUUAAUUCAUCGGACUAUGAAUACCAAUACACCGAGGGUUGUCUUAAUGGCUACAGCUACAAUAUUCCCGAGGAUCGAUCCACAGUAACAGAAUGGAAUCUUGUUUGUUCUGGAGCAGAGAGAUCUGAACUUGCUAAAACAAUGAUCAUGCUUGGACAAGCUGUCGGUGCCGUUAUUUUUUCACCUAUAGCAGACAGGUUUGGUAGAAAAACUGGAAGUGUCAUAUCAAGAAUUCUUUACUUCUUAACAGCUUUAGCAACAGUUUUCACACCCAACAUUGAAGUGUUCUUACUAUUCAGGUUUUUGCAGGGGACAUUUCAAGGGGGAAGUGUUAUGACGAAUACGAUAAUGUAUAUUGAAAUUAUGCCAAAGGAGUUACGCCAUCGCUCAGAAGGUCUUAUGUUAACUGCAUGGACAACAGGUCUUGUUCUCACAACUAUGAUUGGAUACUUAUGUAGGAAUAUGUCAUGGCGUUAUAUGCAGUUGAUCUUGUCACUUCUAACAUGUCAUACACUUUUUAAUUGGCUUUUUUUAGAUGAAUCACUCAGAUGGCUUAUAGCAAACGGGAAAAGAGACCAAACCGAAAAAGUAUUGAAGAAAGCAUGCAGAAUGAACAAUGUUUCUUACGAAAGUGUAACAGAAAACGUUCUUUUAUCGAAGGAAACUAACAUUAUUGCUCUUGAGGAGACACACGAACUGAACCAUGGAAAAGGGAAUGGAUUAAAAAAGGAAAAAGUCGAGAGAUAUACAGUUUUUACACUCUUAAAACAUAAAAGAAUCCUUCUCGGAUCCGUAGUAUUAUGGAUAGCAUGGAUAACGAAUACACUUACUUACUAUGGUUUAAUGCUGACAACAUCAAAACUUUCUGGAGAUAGAUUUUUGAACAAUGUUAUAUCAAGUCUAGCAGAGUAUCCUGCUGUUAUAUUACAGCAGAUUCUUAUUAACCGGAUUGGACGAAAAUCUACAUUAGUUAUUUUUCAUGGAAUUGCUGGUGUAUCCUUAGUGCUAGCCACCGUUUGCACAACGUACGGAAGUGAAUACUCGUGGCUUCCAAUACUAGGUACUGUAUUCUCCUUUGUCGGGAGAUUUGCUAUCACUGGAUCUUUUAGUACAGUAUUUCUAUAUACACCUGAAUUGUAUCCAACAAAUUUAAGAAAUGUUGGAUUGGGUAUGGCUUCAACUGUUGCUAGAGCUGGAUCAAUGAUGUCACCCUUUGCUAUAACAUUGGCAGAAUAUGUAUCUUGGGGACCAGCUGCAGUGUUCGCUACAAUGAAUGUUAUUGUAACCGUUUCUUUACUGACAUUACCAGAGACAAUGGGUCGAGAACUUCCCACAACUAUAACUGAACUGAAAGAUUGGUAUAAAGACAAGGGUGGCCAUGGAACCAAAUCCAAACAAACACUGACAUCUUAAAUGAUCUCAAUUUAACUGAUAAAAAAUUGUAAUCAGAAGUGCGCGUCAUAUUUUGCACAGAGAGAGAGUUUUGUAUGUGUGUCCUUAUGUACAGUAUUAAUUCAAAAGGAUUCUACAGCUUUCAAAUUGCUACUCUAAUGUUUAAAUUUCAGAUCAGUGACAAACUGGCUUCUAGCCUACUAAUCAUCUAUAUGAAUAUUUAUUACAUUGGUUGCAAUUAAAUUACAUUGAUUUCCCAGUUAAAUAAAAACCGAUAAUUUCACAUGUGAAAUAAUUGUGGUUAUUUCACUCUCUGACGUCAUACAAUUAAAGUCGUUGUCAAGACGUCGAUAACGUCGUAUCAAAACAAAUUGUAAAUGCGUAGGACAAACAUAAUAAUUAUAGUCCCUUACAUUUUCUACAUUAAUAUCAGAAAAAAAAGCCAUUUGAUAAUGUAAUAAAAAGGAUAACUAAUCGCCUUAUUUGAUUGGCAGAAAUAAGACAACUUGUGACCGAACGCCGCUAUGGAUUAAACUCCCUUUGUUAAUUGUGAAUUAUCUCCCUUUAGAUAAAUUUUCAUAUGUAUAAUGUUUGAAUGAGUUUCCAAUGGGUACAUAAAGGUAGGCUAGCUAAAAAUGUACAAUGGCACUCGUUCAAACCAUGCGUCAUUCGGUAACGCGUUGUCUUAUUUUUUUAUAAUCAAAUAAGGCGAUUAGUUAUACUAUAAA
Messenger RNA from Mytilus trossulus (common blue mussel), 2375 nucleotides. RefSeq names its product organic cation transporter protein-like. Gene Ontology annotation, cellular component: membrane. NCBI's taxonomy places the organism in Eukaryota, Metazoa, Mollusca, Bivalvia, Mytilida, Mytilidae. Gene Ontology annotation, molecular function: transmembrane transporter activity. The record is from RefSeq and is a predicted model, not a curated record. The transcript is spliced from 10 exons. Gene Ontology annotation, biological process: transmembrane transport. The coding region runs from base 1 to 1668 and encodes 555 amino acids.